Tribolium castaneum (red flour beetle) is the source of this 1490-nucleotide messenger RNA. RefSeq names its product Sepiapterin reductase (gene Sptr). Gene Ontology annotation, biological process: tetrahydrobiopterin biosynthetic process. The transcript is spliced from 2 exons. Gene Ontology annotation, molecular function: sepiapterin reductase (NADP+) activity. The coding region runs from base 627 to 1418 and encodes 263 amino acids. The record is from RefSeq and is a predicted model, not a curated record. Lineage: Eukaryota; Metazoa; Arthropoda; Insecta; Coleoptera; Tenebrionidae.
GACACUAGUGUGACCUUUAUGGGCGGCGCUUUAGUUACUUCCGGAAAUUUGAUUAUUUGAUUUGUGUUUUUUGGCCCAAAAAUUGAGUUUUUCGCUGUGAAACACGCACAGUUGUUGUUGCCCUCACUUUUUGGUACAUUUCCAAUAUCGCGUCAGCCCGUUAUCACCUCUAAUUGUGUUGGCAACAAUGUUAAAUAUUUGUUGAUAACGGGAUAAAACCGUGUUGUGAUUGUAAAUCAGAGCCAAGGUCGCUAAAUUAGAUCUUAUGGAUCCUUGGGGCAGCGCCGGAAACGAGCCUACAGUCGUUGAAAGUCGCUUUGAAGACAAUUUCGUUCCCUCAGUGCGUGACACCUUGCCCGAUUCGGACCAGUACCUUGCAACUUUAGAAAAACGUCUGCGUGAUAUUAAGAAUGACCCCGACUUUUUGAAACAGUUGCGGGCUAAACGGGAGGCCUGUUUGCAGAAUUUGCUCAACGGCGAGACCCAGUUUGAGCGCGACGACGACUUGGACGCCCCGGUCAACAACUCGCACCUAAUCCGGACCAUUCUGCCCCAGAAGCAGGCCCUAAACAAGGGGGAAAUCGUCGAGUUGAUCAACUACGAGGAGUUGGGGAGCGAGAGCGAAAAUGACGUCGAUUGACUUCGCCAGAAAGGCGCUAGUGGUGGUCACGGGGGCUUCCCGCGGGAUCGGGCGGACGAUAGCCCUCGAAAUCGCGCGUAAUUUGAACCAAAACUCGAUUCUUAUCCUCCUGGCGCGGUCUAGCAACGACCUUGAGCAAACCAAAAACCUCAUUCUGGAAGUGGAUAAGUCGCUCAAUGUUAUCACAGAGUCGGUGGACUUGUCCUCGGCCGAUGUCCCCACGUAUGAGAAAAUCAUAGAUAAGGCCACAGCUUCGGUCGAUACUACGGGAAUCGAGUUCGGGAUUAUUUUUCACAACGCGGGAACCACCGGCGAAAUCAAGCGGACCACGGACUUGACCGAUGUUAAAAUCUGGCGGGAAUAUUACGAUUUGAAUUUGUUCCAAGUCACGGCUUUGAAUUCCGUUUUCGUGAGGAGAAUACGGCCGAUAGCGCCGCAGUUAGUUGUGGUUAAUAUCACGUCGUUGUGUGGGAGAACACCGUUUAAGAAUUUGGCAAUGUAUGGGUCGGCGAAAGCCGCAAGAGAGUUGUUUUUCAAGGUUUUGGCCCUCGAAGAGGAGAAUAUUAUUGUCUUGAAUUACUCGCCAGGGCCUGUUGAUACUAGCAUGUUUGACAGUAUUAUCACUAAUGCACAAAGUGAGGAGGUCCAAGAAAGUUUUAAAAAGGUGAAGGAGUCCACGAUUUUGACGUGUGAGCAGACUGUGGGGCGACUGAUAGCACUGCUGGAGAAAGGGGACUUCAAGUCGGGAGAUACGAUUGAUUAUUAUGAUAGGUUGUAACUUGUUAUAUUACUUGUAUUAUGGCUAUGUGGAAUAUUGUGCUAGCAAAUAUAUUUCCUCCUUGAGUUAAUA